Closterium sp. NIES-67 is the source of this 2494-nucleotide messenger RNA. NCBI's taxonomy places the organism in Eukaryota, Viridiplantae, Streptophyta, Zygnematophyceae, Desmidiales, Closteriaceae. The record is from the annotation of a GenBank genome assembly.
CUCUAUUUAUGCUCUCCUCCAUCCUAUUCUAUCUCUAACCAAGGAGAGCAGCACCAGCGCCUGUCGUCACUAUGGCUGCUUAGGGUCCUAAGGGGGUGAAAUGGGAAGCUCCUAAGGAGCUUCUUACAUAGCGUCUCCAGGAAUCUUGGCAGCCGCAUUCCUCCGCGUCGCUUGUCGCGUGGCGCCUAUCGCUUUUCCCCUCUCGCCGGUCGCCUGUCGCCUGUCGCUGCCACACUUUGCAGGGCUCGCGCGCGCAGCUCCUCCUCUGCGCCCUUCCUCCCUUCCCUCGGUUCCUCGCGUCGCAGCCUGCGCCGACUAUGUUCCUCGGCGUCGCGCAUUCAUACUCCAGCGUCAGCCUUCCCUCCAUGAUGCUAACCGGCGGGUUCUCUAAGAAGAUGCCAAUGCCGCGGUUUAACCUUAACUCCGUCAUAAGAAUAGCGGCCCUCGUUAUGUUCACCGUCGUUUGUAUCACGCUUUGGAACUCUAGCGGCUGCUGGUGCUUCAACAAGGGUUCCGUAAGCAAUUUGAGCAGUAACGGAGAAGCAGCGAAGGUUAUUCCAGAAAACACUCCACUCUUUCGCUCUUUGCGGGGCAUCUAUAACGCGGAUGAGAGCAGCAGCAGCAGCAGCUCCAGCACUAGCAGCCUCCGAACAUCGGCAAUUUCUGAGUCAGGUUCGGACGGAGGUUCGGACGGUCGCCCGUUCAUCUACGUUUACGAUUUAGGUCCGGAAUACACGGAGAAGGUUCUGGAGUUGAACCCGGCGUGGUACUCGCACCAGUAUGACGUGGAGCGUUACAUGACGGAGGUCAUUCGGGGAAGUAACGCCGUACGUACGGAUGACCCUGAACAAGCCACGCUGUUCCUGAUCCCGUUCUUCGCGGCACGUUACACGCUCUACUGCUUCCGGUCCUGGGAGAAUAACAUGCGACAAGCGAUCGAAGAGGGCUCGAGAGUCUGGGAGAAGCUUAUAACGAGGGUCAGGAGAGACCACCCGUACUUUAAUCGCACCAACGGCCGGGAUCAUUUCUCCUUCGGGACGCUGGAUCACGGCCGUUGCCACUCGCUGACGUUCGUGGACCCGCGAGUGUACGGCGAAAUGUUCUUUGUAACCCUAAACGGCGACAAGAUGGUUCGCAGCACGCAUUCGAGCCCCGGGCGAAACAUGCAGGUCAUUUCGUACAACUACGGCGCGAUGAUCACGGAUCCGACGGUCCCAGACAUCCCGUGCUACGCGCCGGAUCGCGACAUCGUCGUGCCGGCUUUAGUCGCGAAUCGGCUGCCGAUCGUGCCGCCCUUCGAGACGGAGCGCGAGAUUAAAGUGCUCUUCCGGUUCGGCGCGGCGCAGCACCACGGCGAGCCGCUGAAGCACCACAACCGCGACAUCCGGAGGGAGUUAAUCGAGAUGUACCGCGACGCGGGGCACGAGGGGUGGGACUUCGCGGAGAAGGGGGAGUACGAGACGGACGAGGAGUGGAAGAAGAGCGUCUUCUGCAUCUGCCCGCCAGGGCACUCCCAGUGGACCAGCCGCCCGUUCAAGGCGCUCAUCUCAGGGUGCAUCCCAGUGACGUUCUUCAGAGAGCACGACAACCCGUGGGCCGACGAGCUGGACUACUCAACCGUGUCGGUCAACAUGGAUCCCGACGAGCUGCACACACUGAAAGAAAGGCUGGACGCGGUUCCUGUCAAGAAGCUGCAGCGAAACAUCGAGGCGAUCCAGGAAGCCUACCGGUGGACGGGGGAGUACAAUAGAGGGGCAGAGGCGAUGCUUCUAAAGAGGCUGAGGCAACGAGGCUGUCAGCUACAAGUGGCAGAGCAGUUGAGAAAAAGGGCCCUGCAAUAACGAGGGGUUGAGGGGGAAGGAGCCCUGCAAUAACGAGGGGCUGAAGGGGAAAGAGCUCUGCAGUAACGAGGGGCUGAGGGCCUGCAAUUACCUUGAGAGGGUAAGGUGAGGAGGAAGGGGGCGUGCAGGCGCUGCUCUGUGUGGAGUUGAUUGAGAGCCCCACCCAACUUUUGACAGUGCAUGUCUGCUCCACCCUGCUCUGCUCUGGUCCUUUUUGUUUGGGCCACAAGCUGCUGGCUACAGCCGUCCAGUCCAGGAGCGUUAUCCUGCACUCGGACAUUCUGGGGCAGCUGCAAACACGUGAGGGGAUGGAUGGGUCGAUGGGGGGGAAGGGAUGGGAGGGUGGGAACAUCAAGAUGUGGGAAGGAGAGGGGGGCUUGGGCUCGGCAUAAGGUAUGAGGCUGUUGUAAUCAGAGUGGCUGGCUGCGUAAGGGUAUAUGGUACAGUAGUAAUGGUUGGUAGUAGUACCUACUACCUACCUUCCUGUAAUGUUAUGAGCAUAUUUUUUCUAUCAAGGGGUCGUCCGUAGGAGAGAAUCGAGCUGGCUAUUUACUUCCCCCCCUCCAAUGGCAAUUGAUACAAACUGUUUCUGGAUAUUUAUAGGCCAUCAGACAUCAAGUCUAUGUAGGAAGGACUAAAUAUAAAGAAAAAGC